AUGGCAGACUUCCGCAAGUUGGCUCUUGAGUUUGUCCUGAGCGACAAUGUCGCUCGCAAGCAAGAGAUUGCCCAGGAGUCGGCUUCAGUUGCCACAUUAAUCCACUUCUUUGGCAACAUGUUUGACUUCGAUGUCAAAGCUGGAGUUCUCCCUGCCGCCAAAGCGCUUACUCACCUGAGUAACAUGGAAGGCUUCCAGGCUACUGAUGGAGAUAAGAUCAUCUCAAGCAUUUGCACCCUCAAAGAUGACUUCAAGUUACAGGUUUCGGAGACUCGAUCCGUAAUCUACGACUUGAUCAACGUCCUGAUCAGUCGACCUGACGUCUCCAACGACCUGCAGUACCGUUACGGCUCCACGUCCGGCUUCAUGACCGACCUUCUGCAGCUGUGCCGCAAUGAGCGUGACCCCAAGUGCCUGAUCACCUGGUUCGGCAUCCUGAAGACUUUCCUCGCCGAUUACUCUGCCGCAAAUGAGCUCGCAGAAGAAGUAUUCAAUGUGUUCUCGGCCUACUUCCCCAUUUCUCUGAGGACGUCCCAACACCCUUCAGGAAUUACGGCAGACGAUCUGAAGCUUGCGCUACGAGGCUGCUUUGCCGCUCAUUAUCGACUUGCUUCCCUCACAAUCCCUUACCUUGUCGGGCGGCUAGAUUCGGGGGACUCUGUCACCGUCAACGUCAAGUUGGAUAUUUUGAAGACUAUCAAGGCUUGUAUCGACAAUUACACGCAUGUACAGCAAGGUCUUGUCCCCUACGUUGACAAGAUCUGGACGAGCCUCAAGUAUGAGGUUCGCAAUGGUGAAAUUGAAGACACAAUCAAGGGAACUCUUGAAGUCAUCCGAACGAUAGCGGAGAAGCUGACAGGUAAUGACCUUCGAGACUUCGCCCUUACCGUUCAAAGAGAUUGUCUCGACGACCUGUCCAACCCGACGUACGCUACAGGGUCCGGCAAGCUCUUGGUUGCAGUCCAUGGAGCCAAGCCGUCAGCUUUUGCUAUCAUGGUUUCUCCGACAUUGACGCAUGUCAAGGAAAACCUCCGCCACACUCGCUCUUCUGAACACACACGCAGCCUGUUGGCGCUUUCCAACGCCCUCCUCAAACUGCGCGCCGCACUGGUUGAUCCCUCAAUGACCGCAGACGAUCUACAGGCCUUCCGUUCUACCGAGCCAGCAUUCGUGUCUCUUCACCGAGAAGCGUAUGCGCUACCCUUUCACCAGGCUACAAACCCAGGUGCACCAAAAGAUGUUGUCAGCAUUGGCCUGGAGGCCAUUGAGGGCAUGGGCUUGCUUGUCAUCCAACCAUCCGCCAGCUCAGGGUCCAAAUUCGGUUUGAUGCUGCGUGAGGAAGCGGCUUCAGAAAUCUGUUCUGAACUUUCGACAUUCCUCUUCGCUGCUCAGCACGACGCCGCGUCUGAAUCAACUUCUGCCCUAGUUGACCAAACCCUGUUUGCCCUGCAAAAAGCCAGUAUUAUUUUUCCACCUGUCUUCCCCAAGCUCGUCUCAGAUAGCUCCACUGUCUGCCGCUCGGCAGCCUCAAGCUCGCCGGCUGAGCUUCAGGCAACACUCCACUAUAUCCUGCCUAAGCUAGCCUUCACCGGCUGUUCCGAGGUCCCGAAAUCUGGAGAGAAAACGAAACACUUUGUGCUGCUCCUUGGCACUUUCUUGAGCCAAUUGAGCUCAAGCUUCGACUCAGAGGCGACAGCGAAUGUUUGGGUGGAGUAUGCUAUUGGCGUUCAAGCGGCAAUGAGGUACUUCCGUGAUGCCUGUAAGGCGUCGCUAGGACGGACCAUCAAAACAGAGUUGCGACAAGGCAAUGAACGUCAGCAAAACGAGGACGCCACUCGUGAGAAGGCAGAUCCUCGUUUCUCAGCAGAGCGUUGGGUGCAAUACGUCUCUCAACGCUUCCCUAGUCUUGUCACAGCACAGACACAGGAAGCGCUUUCAGAGUUCAAGACUGGUGAUAUCGAGACAUCGGCCGCGGAAGAUGCGGCAGAUCAGCUCAUCGGCGACUUCCUUCUCAUCAGUCUGUUUGUCACAAGACAGCUCUACAGGCGCGCAACGGCUAUUGUUUCUCCCGAAGACAACGUGAGCGCCUCGAUUGCACUCAGUUCAGACUUCAAGGAGGGCAGCGACGAAGAGGAGCAAAGUCAAGAUCAAUACCUACAACUCCUUUCCGAUACUGCCAAGUUCAUUGUGUCACAGAUGAACCGAAGCCAGCAGGACGCCUUGUCUCUGAUUGAGGAGGUUCCUAGUCUCUUCCACUCAGAUGAUCUCAUUCCUCAAGCCGAUGGUCAAACCGCCUCGUAUCGGGAGCUGGCACAAAAAGACUGGAUAUUCGACUCUAGCCUUAGCCAGACCAACCCUCCCAGGUUCCCUCUCAGCGGUCUUUCUGAAGGACGUACCAUCAUCCUUUCUUUUGGUCUGCUAGUGCCUCUUCAGCUGCCAGCAUCCAUCUUUGACCCGAGCAAUGAUGCAGGAGUCACCAAGGGAAUUUUGCAUCGCAUCCUAGUUGCUGGUCUUUUGUUCAAAGACCACGCUGCCUCCCCACGAUCGCGGGCUGUCGUUCUGGCUAUAUUGACCAGCCUCGCCAACAAGUGUGUCGCAGCAGACAUGACUGAUAUUCUCGAGAGCCUCAACUCGCAGAUAGAGCUUGCAAUUAGUCCUUGUUCCGACACCGAAGCCGGACCCCCAGACGACAAUCGAGCACUCAUUGCGCGCCCUGUUUUUGCCGCCGUCGCUGGUAUUCUGAGGAAAUACAAGGGUGGCUACCUGGGCAAUGUUAUCGCUGGCAUCAUCAAAGGGCCUGCUGACCAGAAGAUUGGCCACGUUCUCGCUCGCAGAGUCGGACUGCUCUUCCGUGACCAAGACUGCCUUCAGAAAGAGUACAACCCCAAGCUCUUCAGCCCCUUAUGGCGGCAGCGCGCGUAUGUCGAGAUCAUCAAGCCCAUGCUGGCCAAGGCCUGGGGUAUAGGCACCAACAGCCAAGACAACACCCUCAUCACGGCCAACUACAGUAUAGCCGUUCUUUCCGCCACUCAGUGGUUGGACUACACGGUGUACGAGGAGGAUGCUGACGACUUGAUCCGUCUCAUCAUCUGCGUUGCCCGCAACAUUGGCGCCGGUCCAGAUCUUGAGGCCGGCCUGACGGUGCUACUGCGCAUCUGCUCCAGCGCCCCUGACAAGGUCAAGCCCUUCGCGAAGAGCGUCAUCCGAGAAUGCAGCGCCGUGCUCGAAGGGAAGGGGGAGUCACGGACUGAGGACUGGAUGCCGGCGGGCUUCCACCAGCUGGAUCCCACAGGCCGCAGCUCCAAGCAGUCGAGGCGCCUGGCGGUGAAGCUUCUGGGUGCUCUGCCAGCCUACUGUGAGCGGGGUGAUCUGCUUUCUGCUGCAUCGGCGGUGCGUCGCUCGCUGGCGAGGGCUUCUGGUGAUAGUGUGCGAGAGAUCAGACGUGCUGCCCUGGAUGCUCGGGCGGCGUGGGACCCCGUUAGAUAA
This is a messenger RNA of Verticillium dahliae VdLs.17, 3486 nucleotides long. RefSeq lists its product as uncharacterized. Gene Ontology annotation, cellular component: cytosolic [4Fe-4S] assembly targeting complex. Gene Ontology annotation, biological process: iron-sulfur cluster assembly. The transcript has 4 exons. The record is from RefSeq and is a predicted model, not a curated record. The coding region runs from base 1 to 3486 and encodes 1161 amino acids. Lineage: Eukaryota; Fungi; Ascomycota; Sordariomycetes; Glomerellales; Plectosphaerellaceae.